AUGACCAUGUCCUUGAUCCCACCUCGAUCGACUCCGGCCCAUUCGCGACGCUUUGCGCGCACUUAUCAGGAACUCGAUAAUCUCGACGACGCCAGUCUUUGCUCCCGCGAUCUGGGCAAAGUCCAUGUGGACUGUCAACUUCGGGUCUCAAAAUCGAAAUGGGGCUACCUAGGAGAUGAAACCUCCCCCGCCGGCAUUGUAUACAUGGAUUUAUCAUUCAAUCAACCAUAUGGUUGUCGCCUAGCUAGUGCCACUGUUCUGGUCACUUUAGAAGAUCUUCCUCCGAAUUCACCGUACCAACAGAAAGACUCUGGCCUUUCUCAACUACAUAUCACAAAAUACUUCGGCCCGAAGGGCCUUGUCGGUGAAGCGACCAGCAUUUUCUCCAGAGAGACGCUUCACUUGAACCCGCAAUUCACUUUCCUCGGCAACGGUGGCGGCGGCAUAGGUCUGGAAUCCGAGAGAGCAUUUGUCUACGAUAGUCGCUGGUCAUUUACGGGCAACCGCAAGGCCACAGACGCAUUAUACCGCACUCUGAAGUGGGAGUUGUGCGAGAAUGAGCUCGAUGGCCGCAAGGCGCACAGCAGCGUCAUUAACACUGGGUUUGCUUUCCAGCACAAGUACCAGCCGUUUCUCAUGCGAGUUCAGAUUGAGGGUCGCUUACAGAGUACCCGUCAUCGCAUAAGGAACUCUAUGCGUAAUCUUCGAUUUCCUCCACCUGAUAAGAAACGUCAGGGCACCAGCGAGACUCUUAUUCGUCCCAACGCUCCUGACCGCCCGUUGGAUGCUAUUGCUAAGGGAUUAGAGAGCUCAUUGGAGAUGGAGAAUCACAAGCGGAUUCCUGUGCAGGUUCCGGCCACAUUACCUGUCACUUUUGAGAAUGCAUCAAUCAACAUUACUCCCGAGAGUGUCAACGAAGGAAAUGAGAGCUACCCGCUACUUUCUGCUCCAAUAGAUCCGUGCAGUGAGCCGAUCGCUGUCUCGGAUUCAUCUUCCACAACUCUGGUUGAUGAGCCGAUGGUUACAAGGCUAGUUGGCACCGGUGGUGUCAGUAGCUCGGGGUUAAAAAGCGCAGUCAGACAAUUGAAUGGAGGCAUGGACCAACAAUCAGAGAAGCCCCCAACUGAACCUGUCCGAGAAUUGACAGCCACAGAUCAAGCUCAGAACGCGGCGGCUAUGUUACUACAAUACCCAGCGUUGCUAGUAUUGAUGGAAUUUCUGGCUCAAUUUCUCAAUUUGUUUUCCAGCUCUCAAAGACCGGAUUGGGGCUCGAGAUGA
Messenger RNA from Penicillium nucicola, 1278 nucleotides. RefSeq lists its product as uncharacterized. The transcript has a single exon. NCBI's taxonomy places the organism in Eukaryota, Fungi, Ascomycota, Eurotiomycetes, Eurotiales, Aspergillaceae. Bases 1 to 1278 code for a protein of 425 amino acids. The record is from RefSeq and is a predicted model, not a curated record.